UGAACUGAAGUGAAGCUUUGGGAGCUGGGAGCAGCUCUGCUCGCCUCACAUUCACACAGGGAGCAUGUGAGUUGUUUUUUUCCCGAGGUGUUCUGUUGGAAUCAAAAACAGGGAAAAGCCACGCAGGACCAGACGCAAGGCACUUGUUGUUGUUGAGCGGUUUCUUACCCUCAGGAGGGGAGAAGAUGUCUGGAUCUCUCUUGCAGGACGAGAAAGUCUUCAAAGACUUAAAUGUUGUGGCGAUGCUCCAUCAGUUUUGGGAGCAAAAGCAAGAGAAGGGAGCGUCCGUCCACCAAGAGGAGAACCUGGUGGUGUACGAGUCCUCCCCCUCCCCCGUGCCGCCUUUCAUCUGCUACGUCACGCUGCCAGGCGGGAGCUGUUUUGGCAAUUUCCAGGACUGCUACACUAAGGCAGAAGCCAGACGUGACGCCGCCCGCAUUGCCCUGAUGAACUCCAUGUUCAAUGAGCUGCCCUCUCGUCGGAUCACCCCUGAGUUCAUCACCAGGAGCAUAGAGGAGGCUGUGGCUACCACUAAUGGCUCCAUUGAAGACGCCUCAGACCCCGGCACAAGCAUUGGAGCCUACUGCCUCAUGCUUGAAUCAAACACUGGCAGAACCAUGCUUGAAUUUCAGGAGAUCAUGACAAUGUUUCAACUGCUGCACUGGAAUGGCUCAUUAAAGGCAUUCAGAGAAAGGAAAUGCAGCCGACAGAACGUCAUAGACUACUACUCGCAGCACCGUCUGGACGAGUGCACACGGAGCCACAUGGUGUUGGACUGGAUGGUGCGCGAGCAGCAGACGCCAGGCCGCGUCUCCCAGGAGCUCCAGGGGGCGCUGCAGCAGCUGGAGCAGGCCCGGCGCUCGGGACGCGAGCUGCGCUUCUACAAGGAGAAGACGGAGAUCCUGAGCACGGCCCUCAGCCAGGCCUAUGGCAGCCACCACCAGCAGCAGCAGCACGACGACCAGCAGCACCACCAUCACCAGGCGCAGAUGGGGUACUGCAGCCCAACCGGCAGCAUGGGCCGCCGCAGUCAGGAUUACACCCAGCUGAACCAGCAGAUUGAGUACUGCAGCCCCAGCCCAUAUAACACACAAUACCAGCAGCAACAGCAGCAGGUGGACUACUGCAGUCCCAGCAGUUUCAGUGAGGACCGCUGGUCUCAAGCCGAGACACUCCCACACUACAGUAGACACAGCAGUCACGCUAGUCACCAGCACCAGCAGCAGAACCAGCAGAUGGACCACUGCAGUCCCAGCUCCCAACAGCAGCAGUUGCAGCAGCAGAUGGACUACUGCAGUCCCAGGAGUCGCUGUGAGGACCGCUGGUCUCAGGCAGAGACGCUGCCAGAGUACAGCAGACACCAUCAGCGACAGCCCAGCCAGGAGAGCACCCUGACGGACCAAAGCUAUGACUUCUACUCGCAAGAGAGUGUGAAUGAUAGGGAAUCUCUUGGUUGAUGUGUUUGUUGAUGUGCUGUCGUUGUUGUAUGAACUGAAAGAUGACUUAUGUCUUGACAGGGUCAACAUUGUGGUAUGUGUUUUUUUCCCACAGGUUGUGGGAACAGUUGCAGUCUGCUUAGUAGGUCCUUGGAUAUAAUGAGAAAUUAUGAAUUGCCACUGUCCACUCCUUCCCAUACUUCGUCAACAGAGUUGUAUGGGACAUGAGCAAAAAAUAACCUAUAAAAAUGUGAACCUUUAUCAGUGUCUGAUGAACGAAAAAUUGGCAAAGUUCACCAGGAACCAACAGUCGGCCUAAUAGUAGCCUUAUCAGAACCCAAUCUUUAUUGCCAAUUUCAUAUUUUAUUAUUUUGGUAGGUGGUGCCAGUUUCCAUAAUCACAAUGAAACGGUAUAUUUGCCCCAUGUUGGUCAUUGGCCUGUCCCAUUAUUCACAGGGGAUUUAUACAAUGUCUAAGCCUAGAUUAAUGACUUAAACUGGGGUCUGCUCUAUGUGCCCACAGCCCAUUGGUCCCACAGCCCAAUGGUCCCACAUCUCAUUCCUGCUGCUCCAUUUUCACUCAUUUUUAAGAAAUAAUUCAAAUAUAAGCCUUAUGUUCUACAUCUCCAUGUUCCCCUAGCUCUGAGUAAACUAACGUGCCUUUCUCCCCGCCAUGGAACAUGGGGCAUACAUUUGAAUAAAUUAUCUGAUAUUUGGGAAGAUAGAGCGGCAGGAAUAUGCUAUGGGGCCAAUGGGCUGUGGGACCAGUGGGCCUAAAAAAUAAUGUUAAAACUGUUAGUGAUGUGGGACCAAUGGUUUGUGUGAACAUAGACAUGUAACAUGCUCACAGGAACGACUCUUGCCAGAUGAAUGUAGUUCCACCUUGCCCCACACUUUACACACAAAAGAUGUGCCUUGUGUCAUGGAAAAAGGGAAGACAUAAAC
Molecule: messenger RNA, 2380 nt
Organism: Engraulis encrasicolus (European anchovy)
Lineage: Eukaryota; Metazoa; Chordata; Actinopteri; Clupeiformes; Engraulidae
Product: protein limb expression 1 homolog
Exons: 6
Coding region: 186-1457 (423 amino acids)
Biological process (GO): autophagosome maturation
Cellular component (GO): cytoplasm
Source: RefSeq, a predicted model, not a curated record